GCCACAGUUUCAUGACGUCAUAGCAGGGGGCUGGCUUAAUCUGAUGCUGAAGUGCAGAUUUGACAUAUUGAGAAUUUUGAUUAUACAUUUUUCGCUGGCUUGUUUGUCCUCGGUUUUGUUGUGUAGUGCGGUUGAUUUUCAAUUAUUUUUGCAGUUUUCAAUAAUAGUGGAGAUUAUACAACUGCAGAAGUAAACAGCGCAAAACGGACCACUAAUAGGUUUGUGUGACAAGAUGGCUGCACUUGUCUGUCUUACUUGUACGAAAGCCACGGAACCGGAUUGUUCUAUUCUGAUCAGUGAGCGCGAGAAUAUUCAAAUAGUCCUGACCAAAUAUUUCUGGUUCACCGAGGAUGAAAACCAAAAAAGUAUCCUAUGCCAAAUAUGUUGGAACAAGAUAGAUGAUUUUCAUAAAUUUUACUGCGAGGUCGAACGAAUUCAUUCCCAUCAUGACUACAAAAUACCUACGCAGUUUCUUCAGGUGAAAGAGGAACCUAUCGCCCAGGAACUUGCCCCCUGUUUACCUGAUGUUUUGGGUUUGAACGAUUCUCUCAAAAGCGGUGAUAGCGACAGUAGAGAAACAUCCCCGUGUGGGGAUGAUCAGAAGGAUGAAUCAUCGGACAUGGAGGACGAGAAACCUCUGGCGAGCAGACGAACGAAGCGAAAGACUAGUAGAAAGAGGGCCCAUUCUCGAAGCACUUCGGUUGAUUUGAAUCGCACCGCAGAUGAUCAAUUGAUUGCAGAACGGAUAGAGCUGCGAUGUGACACAUGCUCGCUGGAGUGUAGCACGUUCGAUGAAGUGCAGAAACAUUCAAUGGCGCAACACGAAAAACGCGCAUUUGUGUACUGUUGUAAUCUUAAAUUCAGCCGAAAAUGUCGACUCAUGGAUCACAUUCGGUACCACUUGAACCCGACCGAGUUCAAAUGUGACAUUUGCCCGAAACAAUUUCCCAACAGUGAAUCGCUUAGUCGACACAAAGACAGUGCACAUGUGAGUGAUGGAGACAGAACACUGCAGUGUAGCAUUUGUUCGAAAACCUUUUCCCGUCUGAAAAGUCUGACCAUGCACGAGAAACACCACAAGAAAAAGUGGCGUUGCAUGAGCUGCAAGAAAUACUUUGCAAAUGAAUCCUUGCUGCUCGCGCACAAUAGAAGAAUUCAUCCGGAUGAAAUGUCUGCGGAACAGCUCGAUCAGAAUGAGCAGGAACAGAAAAGUGAAAGUGAUGACAAAAAUGACACAGUAGAACAAGAUGCCGAAUGUACCGGCAGUGAUGAUGAUCCUGAAUUUGAAGAUGAUAAACCAAAGCGAAGGAAACGCAAAAGGUCUGGAAGAAGUAGCCUACGGCCGGCUGACUGGGCACUGCAAAGUCAACAGUUGAUCGCAAAGUAUAUCAACCUAGAAUGUGACACGUGCUCGCAGAAAUUUGCUACCUUUGAAGAAUUGGAACACCAUGGACCCUCGCAGCACGAUAAGAAAGUUCACGUUUACUGCUGCGAAUAUAAGUUUAGCAGAAAGUGUCGUCUUAUGGAUCAUCUUCAGUAUCACGAGAAUCCGUCGAAAUAUCAGUGCACCGUCUGUUCGAAACAGUUCCAAAACAGCGAAUCGUUCAAGCGUCACAAUGACCUAGCCCACAAGGAGGAAGUGGAGAAAACUUUGCAGUGUAGCAUGUGUCCGAAAACGUUCGCAUUUCCUCGUUCGCUUCGGUUGCACGAAAAAUAUCAUCGGUCCCUGAACGAGAAGAAAUGGCACUGCGCGACCUGUGACAAGUCAUUCGCCUGGGAAACGCUGCUACGGCAACACAAUCGGAUCAAUCAUUCGGUGCGGGAAUUCGAACAUGUUUGUCACAUUUGUGCGAAAGGUUAUCACACCCUGUCUUCGUACCGGUCGCACGUGGCGUCGCACGAUGAGAAUUACAAGCGCGAAAAAGCACCGGAGGAACUGGAGCGGGUACAGUGCAGUGUUUGUGAAAGUUGGCUUUUCAAAAAGGGUUUACGAAAGCACAUGCGAAAUCAUACGGGCAGCCGAACGUGCGACUACUGUGGUCAGGUUUGUAAGAGCAUAGUGACCCUGCAGUAUCACAUGGCGCAGCAUAAAAAAGCUGAUCUAACUUGUUCAGUGUGCGAAAAAACGUUCAAGCGUGAGAUAAGUUUGAAGGAACAUAUGGCCUCUCAUACCGGGGAGGUACUUUACACCUGUGACUUCUGCGGAAAAACAUUCAAUUCAAAUGCAAACUGGUCCUCACACCGCAAAAAGUCACAUCCCAAAGAAUGGCUAGAGGAUAAGAUGCGCAAAAAUCCGCAUAUGCAGCUGGAAGAGGGCCAAAAACUUCUGGAACAGUGGCAAAAGCAGCAGUACUGUUAACCGAGUCAAUAGAUCGGUUUAGGAUGCUUAGGCGGUUUCCAGUACGUAGUUGUAUAGUUGAUAGUUUACCGUACAGGGUAACUGUGUCCAUGUUUAUCUCAGCUCCUUCAUACAUCCCGUCUAUUCAAACCAUUAGUGAGGAUAAUAUUCACUAUCUCUUUUACUUUGAACUUUACCCCGAUUCUGUGAUUCGAUCGAAUGUGGAAUUCGCAUUCUGUAUUUCGAUCUAGUGAUGUUUUUGUGCGAAAAACUAUCGAAAUAUACAAAAAAAAAAAAAACGUUCAUUCAAGCGAAGGGAAUUACAGAAUUUAGGUGACAAUCAACUAAAGCAAGGAUGUUGGCAUCAAUCAAUGCCUCGUCUAAUGAGAUGAAGAUAGGCACAAUUGCCCAAGUAUUUUUAAUGCUGGAUAUGUAAAAGAAAAAUCUAGUUCAUAAAUAAAAAAAAAGUAUUCGACACUAAA
This is a messenger RNA of Malaya genurostris, 2820 nucleotides long. Its product is annotated as transcription factor grauzone-like. The transcript has 5 exons. The coding region runs from base 233 to 2359 and encodes 708 amino acids. NCBI's taxonomy places the organism in Eukaryota, Metazoa, Arthropoda, Insecta, Diptera, Culicidae. Gene Ontology annotation, biological process: regulation of transcription by RNA polymerase II. The record is from RefSeq and is a predicted model, not a curated record. Gene Ontology annotation, molecular function: DNA-binding transcription factor activity, RNA polymerase II-specific; RNA polymerase II transcription regulatory region sequence-specific DNA binding; zinc ion binding. Gene Ontology annotation, cellular component: nucleus.